UCACCUUGAAGAAUCAUUUGGUUAAAAAACCAGGCCAUUGUGCAUGAAAAAAACAGAGUUUAAAUCAGAGAUGCUGAUGGUGUGCUUCCAUGUACUCAUUUGGCCCACCUGAUAAAUGAGUAGGGUUGAUUUUUGUGCCAGCUGACCUACAUGGUGGGUCACAUUUCUUCAUGGUUCAAAUAUCCUAUACGUGACAUAUUGGCACAUGUGAUUAGUUGUAUCUUAAGCUAAGCAACAAUGGAUUGUAUGUGAUCAUUACUUUUCCUACAAAAAAGAACCACCCAUUUGGUGGCUCCCCAUCGAAUGGAGGGACCAUCUAAGAAGUGCAAUCUUGGGCAAUUCCCAUCCAAACUGAGGCCCACAAUUCAGAUGGUCAGGAUUUAUGUGCAUAUACACUACAUAUAGGGUGGACUUGUAUUCUGAGUAUGAUCUACAAAACUCCUCUUUUUUAAUUCUGACUUUAAUUGAGGGAUUUUUUUUUUUUCCUUCCUUUUUGCAAGCAGAGCUAAUGCUCUUUGGGCUCCUAUCAUUGUUGUUGGGUCAUUGGACGAUUUGGGUAGCCAAGAUAUGCAUUAAAUCUUCAUCAUUUAGCAGUCACUUUUAUCCGUGUGCGAAGGAAAGCUACAAAAGUGGGGUGAUGAAUGUGAAACAUUUGCUGGUUGAUGAUUUCUAUCGCUUCAAUUACACACGUUCUCGAGACCAGGAGAUGAGUAGUCGGCAUCGUUACUGCCCUGAGGGUCAUGAACCAUUUGCUUCAUAUGAGAGUGUUGAGCAGCUCCAUCGCUUAUUGAUUGUUCUUGCCAUCGUUCAUGUUUCUUACUGCUUUGUCACUGUUGCUCUGGCCAUGCUUAAGAUCCAUGGCUGGAGGAGUUGGGAAUCACAAGCAAGGUCGAUGGCUAUUCCAAGCGAACAAGGUUCCUUGGGGAUUGAUUUGAAGAAAGUGGUAAUUAGGCGCCAAUCAACUUUCAUAUGUCACCAUACAUCACAUCCAUGGAGCCAAAACAAAGUUCUCAUUUGGAUGCUGUGUUUUAUCCGCCAAUUUUGGAGUUCAAUAAACAGAGCUGACUAUUUGGCGUUGCGCUUGGGCUUCAUUACUAAUCACAACCUUCAUCUAUCCUAUGAUUUCCAUAAUUAUAUGCUUCGUAGCAUGGAGGAAGAAUUCCGGGAUAUUGUCGGCAUCAGUGUCCCACUUUGGGGUUAUGCCAUAACUUGCAUGCUUGUAAACAUUCAUGGUACAAAUGCGUACUUUUGGUUGUCUUUCAUUCCAGCUAUUUUGAUCCUGCUAGUGGGUACAAAACUACAUCAUAUAGUGUCGCAGUUGGCUCUCGAAGCCAUGAAUGCAAGUCACCCUAUGGGAUGUCAGUUAAAGCCACGAGAUGGACUCUUCUGGUUUGGGAAGCCCAAACUGCUUUUGUGGUUAAUACAAAUAAUUUCUUUUCAGAAUGCAUUUGAGAUGGCAACAUUUAUAUGGUCAUUGUGGGAAAUAAAGGGACCAUCAUGUUUCAUGAAGAACCGUGUGUUCCUUAUUAUCAGAUUGGUAUCAGGGGUUGUUUUUCAAUUUUGGUGUAGCUAUAACACAUUUCCCCUAUAUGUUAUCAUUACUCAGAUGGGUUCGAGAUUUAAGAAAGCUGUAAUCGCCGAAAAUAUCAGAGGAUCGCUUCAUGGGUGGCUUAAGAGAGUGAAGGAUAAGUCUAGACAUGAUUCUCAUCAUCUCAACCUUACAACCACACGAUCAAACACGUCUUUGGAAUCUAUGGCGGAAGAGAUGGAUGAACCAGACAAUCCAUCCUCAGGCACUGUAUCAGGAGUUGAACUGGUGCCAAUCAUGCAAGAACCGACCUUUGUGAUAUCAGACGAGAUUUACGAGCAGCCUGAAGGUGAUGACUCUUUGGAGGUUCUGCAUUGUUCUGAUCCUAUCUACGAUCACUCUGAUGAUGGUGGUGAUGAUGGUAAUGGUGAUUGUGAUGACCAUGUAAGGAAUGAGUCAUGUCUACUUCCGCCUUCAGGGAGCGUUUAGUUAUCUUGGAAAGAGCUACAAGUUCUCUUUACCUUAUUGCAAUGCCAAUUCCUAUGAUUGGCCUAGUGGGCCUAUUAUAAUCCAAUGAGUGGGACAAUGGAUAAGAAAGGUCUGCUGUGGAUUAGUCAUGUCUAUGAUCGUAUGGCUGAAACUAUUUUGUUAAGGGACUACCAAACAAACAAUGACACCAUUUUUGCUCUUACCAUCCAUUUGCAUACCCUCUGUUGUAUGGCUUUGAUCACCCCACCGAAGCAAUCAACAGUGGACCACUCAUGUGUAAUGGUCGCUAGUGAUUAUCCACGAGCCCACCUGAACCCUACUAGGAUUUUUCCUUGGUAUAAGGUAAUAAUAAUUCGCAUCAGAUCAUUGCUCAUUUUGAAAAUACUCGUCUUUAUUGUGGCAUGGAAGUUGCUUGAGAAAAACAAGGUGUGUGUAAAGAUUAUGAAAAUGCUUGCUCUUUGUUAGCUAAGCUUUCAAAACAAUGGUGCCAAGGUGAAG
Messenger RNA from Magnolia sinica, 2515 nucleotides. Its product is annotated as MLO-like protein 4. The record is from RefSeq and is a predicted model, not a curated record. Lineage: Eukaryota; Viridiplantae; Streptophyta; Magnoliopsida; Magnoliales; Magnoliaceae. Bases 383 to 2017 code for a protein of 544 amino acids. Gene Ontology annotation, cellular component: membrane. The transcript has 13 exons. Gene Ontology annotation, biological process: defense response.